This is a messenger RNA of Chionomys nivalis (European snow vole), 4669 nucleotides long. It is a transcript of the gene Rnf216, whose product is annotated as ring finger protein 216. Gene Ontology annotation, molecular function: zinc ion binding. Bases 229 to 2949 code for a protein of 906 amino acids. Lineage: Eukaryota; Metazoa; Chordata; Mammalia; Rodentia; Cricetidae. The record is from RefSeq and is a predicted model, not a curated record. The transcript is spliced from 17 exons.
UGUGGCGCGGCCGGAAGGAACGCAGUAGCGGCCUCGGCGGCAACGGCGGCGGCAGCUGGAGCAGCGGCGAAGCUUUUCGAGCGGCUGCUUCAGGUGACUUGAGACUGAACUCCGGGCGCCGAUCCGCGCUCGCGGAGCUGGGCUAGCUGCGUGGCAGACCCUGUGGAAUAGAUGAUUGCCAUGUUUGGGUACUAACAAUCACAUAUAUAUUUAUAUCGGAAUUUGAAAAUGGCAGAAGGAAACAACAAAGAAGAGGUCAUUCACUUGAACAACUUUCACUGCCACCAGGGAGAGGAAUGGAUGAGUGUCAGAGAUGGGCCCAUCACCAUAUCUGACUCCUCUGAUGAGGAAGGGAUUCCCAUGCUUGUUACUCCUGCUACUGAGCAACAUGAAGAUGAUGACCUGGAUGAUGAUGUCAUACUGACAGAAAAACAUAAACCUCAGACAUCCCGACCCAAUCUCAUCAAACCAGCUGCCCAGUGGCAAGAUCUGAACAGAUUGGGAGAAGAAAGGCCUAGAAAGUCUAGAGAAAACUGUGAAGCAGAUCCCCACAGCUAUUUUUCCUUUUGUAAUGACUCACUAUUUGAUUCUGGGGCACAGGAUGAUUCUGAGGAUGAAUAUGGUCAAUUUCUGGAUCUUGGGAGUAGCAAAAAAGGAGAAACCAAACCUGGACCGAGCAAUAAGCAGACAGCAAACAACAUUGUCAACCCCAAAUUGGAGCAGAAAGUCAUUAUAGUGGGAGAAAAUGGCAUUCUUUUCCCAAAAAGUGAGCCUUUGAAAGCUCAGAACCAAUCAUCUGAAGACUCAGAGACAGAUCUCUUAUCAAAUCCUGGAGAGUCAACUGCCUCAGUAGAUGACCAAGUAAUCGAAGAAGAGUACUGGCUGGACCAUACAUACUUCCAGGCUCUGAAUCCACAGCCUCAGGAGAGAACAAAUCAAGAGCGACAUUCUGAAGCAGAAAUGGGUCCAAUGUUCUUCCGCCAUGAUUUCCCAGAGCCAGCUUUUCCAAGGCCAGAACCUCCGCAGGAGGGGAUUCCAGGCCCUGCUUCUCCUCAGCCAGCCCAUCCUCUAGGAGAACUUGAAGACCAGCAGUUAGCAAUUGAUGAAGACCCUGGACCAGCUUUCCCCCUUCCAGGAUCUCAGCAGGCUAAUUUGGAAAACAUGUGGGAACAAGAAGCUGCUGAAGGAGAUCAAGAACUUAUUACACUAUUAGUUAAAGAAACAGAAGCAAGAUUUCCAGAUGUAGCAAAUGGAUAUGUUAAAGAGAUAAUUCAUUUGAAGAAUUACUAUGAUUUGAAUGUACUUUGUAAUUUUCUUCUGGAAAACCCAGAUUAUCCAAAGAGAGAAGACCGAAUUAUUAUCCACCCCAGCAGCAGCCUGCUCGCCAGCCAGGAUGAUGUGAAGUUGCCUAAAAUAGACUUUUUUGACUAUUCCAAAUUGACUCCACUUGACCAACGAUGCUUCAUCCAAGCUGCUGACCUCUUGAUGGCUGAUUUCAAGAUGCUCAGCAGCCAGGACAUCAAGUGGGCCCUACAUGAGCUCAAAGGACACUAUGCAAUCACCCGUAAGGCCUUUUCUGAUGCUAUUAAAAAAUGGCAGGAGCUGUCACCUGAAGCCAGUGGAAAACGGAAAAAGAGGAAAGAAAUGAACCAGUAUUCUUUCAUAGAUUUCAAAUUUGAACAAGGUAACAUAAAAAUAGAAAAGAGAAUGUUCUUUCUGGAAAACAAGCGUCGACACUGCAGAUCCUAUGACCAGCAGGCCCUCCUUCCAGCUGUGCAGCAAGAGCAGGAAUUCUACGAGCAGAAAAUCAAAGAGAUGGCAGAGCAUGAAGACUUUUUGCUUGCUCUUCAGAUGAAUGAAGAACAAUAUCAAAAGGAUGGACAGCUGAUUGAGUGUCGCUGCUGCUAUGGGGAGUUCCCAUUUGAGGAGCUGACACAGUGUGCUGAUGCUCACUUGUUCUGCAAAGAAUGCCUCAUCAGAUAUGCUCAAGAGGCAGUAUUCGGGUCUGGAAAGUCAGAACUCAGUUGCAUGGAAGGCAGCUGCACAUGUUCCUUCCCGACUAGUGAACUGGAGAAGGUGCUUCCCCAGACCAUUCUGUUCAAAUACUAUGAACGGAAAGCUGAAGAGGAAGUCGCUGCAGCCUAUGCUGAUGAACUUGUUCGAUGCCCCUCAUGUAGCUUCCCUGCUCUGUUGGACAGCGAUGUGAAGAGGUUCAGCUGUCCUAAUCCUCGCUGCCGAAAGGAGACCUGUAGGAAGUGUCAAGGACUCUGGAAAGAGCAUAAUGGCCUGACCUGUGAAGAGCUGGCAGAAAAGGAUGACAUCAAGUACCGGACAUCUAUUGAAGAAAAAAUGACUGCUGCUCGCAUUAGAAAAUGCCACAAGUGUGGGACUGGCCUCAUCAAAUCUGAAGGCUGCAACCGCAUGUCUUGCCGCUGUGGUGCUCAGAUGUGCUACCUCUGUCGAGUUUCUAUCAAUGGCUAUGACCAUUUCUGCCAGCAUCCUCGUUCUCCAGGAGCCCCUUGCCAGGAAUGUUCCAGGUGCUCCCUCUGGACUGACCCCACUGAAGAUGACGAAAAGCUGAUUGAAGAAAUCCAAAAGGAGGCUGAAGAAGAACAGAAAAGGAAGAAUGGAGAGAACACCUUCAAGCGCAUUGGACCUCCACUGGAGAAGCCAGCUGAGAAAGUACAGCGUGUGGAAGCCCUACCACGGCCUGUCCCACAGAACCUGCACCCACAGAUGCCUCCCUACGCCUUUGUGCACCCACCUUUCCCCCUGCCACCUGUGCGGCCUGUGUUCAACAAUUUCCCCAUUAACAUGGGUCCUGUGCCCGCACCCUAUGUUCCCCCUCUGCCCAACGUGCGUGUCAACUAUGAGUUUGGCCAUGUGCAUGUGCCCCUGGAGCACAAUCUGCCCAUGCACUUUGGUCCCCAGCCACGGCAUCGCUUCUGACACUUAAAGCCCUGUCCAGCCACGUGGAGUCUGCAGGAAGACCCAGUCUCACCUUAGUAGGCGUGGAGUCUUUGCUUCCCUCCCUCAUGAGGGUGGGCUCAUGUCCUCUUGCUCUUCUCUUUGCAAGGUUCGCUGACCCUUCAGGUCCGAUACCCUUUGGGUGCUGUCACUGGGGCAGUGUUACAGCAGCUCCCUGGUUGUGCCAUCUUAGCAGCCAGUACAAUGGCUCUGACCAUGAAGAGGGCCCCUUAAUCACUUGCUACACUCCCUCCCCAGCAGACAACUGAAAGGCUAAGCGAGGUGGCCUGCAUCCCCAGGCCGGGCCUCUCAUUCCUUGUUGCCCAAGGCCCACUCAGGUUCAAGGGCCUCCAAGACACAUCUAUGGCGCAAGUUUUGUUCUGUUAUCAAAGCAGUUGCUCCUGUUCACGUAGUUUGAGCUGAAGUUGUUCAUGAGCUACUCGAGUUUGUCCCCACUCUUGCAAAGUCAAGUUGGAAGUAUUUCCGCAGGGCUGGCAACUGCUGAGAGCCUCCCAACACUUGACAUCAGACAAAAGCCUAUUUUGCGAAGCUGUCACUCAUUCCUGGGCUGCCCUUUUCUGGGGAGAUGUCACUUGUCACCAGCCUGGGAUGAGCAGCAUCUCCUCUAAGGUGUUUCUGGGUUUUCCUGGGGCAGAGCCUCUCCACCCCGCUCCAGGAUGAGAGCGACUGCCUUCCCUGAAGUCAGAGGAGAAUGUUCCCGCUGCCUGUGUCCCCUCCUGUCCAGACUAUUUGCAGAACAGGACUGGCAGCAGAUAUUUUCUCCAUUGUAUUGACUACCCUUGUCCUCCCGUUGCUGUGGGGUGCUCCACGUUCAAAAUGUACAGACUUGGAAGUGGGAAGAUGUCCGUAGGAAGGGGGAAAGACUCCUUGAGGUACCCCUGGUCACCUGAGUGUGGGUGGGGCACACAUAGUGGUGGCUCAGGAGCCCUUCUGUGGGUCACCUGAACAGUGCUACUAGUCUGAAUGACAGUGCCUUGGAAAGAUGGGCCACCUGCUGCAUGACAGGAUCCUCCAAGUACCUUAACUAUUAGUGUUUGUGUUCCCUGUACUUCUCCGGGUGGUUACUUCAAGCACUGCCCUCCAAGGCCUCAUGAGGCGCUGGACUGGGCACCCAGUUCUGGUUCGACACAGUACUCCUAUCACGUUAUCCACCAAGAGGCCAGGUGAGGAGCCUGGCAGUUUCUGGGGUUGCUGGAAGAACAGGUGCCACCCAAACCUUGGCCCUCAGAGAGGUAAAGCCAGGGUCAUGUCCUCUGAAAUGCAGUCUGUCUGUGGCCACACAUGGCUGCAGAGAAGGCUGCUGUUGCCUGUCUCCAUCAAGGCCUCUUAUCCUUAGUGUCCUCCCAGAACCUGUGUGCCAGCAGGAAUCGCCAAGGCAGCUGGCACCUUAACCUCUGGGGCUGAGGCUGCUUCCUGGUCUGAGAAACUGCCUAGCCACUCCCAGUGUAUUUGCCUUAAAACUGGAGAGAAUUUAGUAUUUGCACUUAGCAAAAUAUUUCAGAAGAGAAAAGUGCAUGAUCUCGCUUUAUAUAUAAAAAAAUUUUUUUAAAAAAAUGAAGUAGAUGGCUAAAUGUUUUUCUUUACCUUUUUGGUAGUAAAAAUAGAGAAACUAUGUCUGUUUAAACUACUGUGUAAAAAGACUGUAUCAUAUGUAACUUGAAUUUUGUGUAAAUAAAUGUUU